Rhododendron vialii is the source of this 2536-nucleotide messenger RNA. RefSeq lists its product as uncharacterized. The record is from RefSeq and is a predicted model, not a curated record. Bases 216 to 2246 code for a protein of 676 amino acids. The transcript is spliced from 3 exons. NCBI's taxonomy places the organism in Eukaryota, Viridiplantae, Streptophyta, Magnoliopsida, Ericales, Ericaceae.
UAGGAGUAGUACAAUUUACAUACAGUUCGUCUGUAUCCGUCGUUUUCAUCCCUGAAACUGGUCUCUCUCUCUCUCUCUCUCUCUCUUUCACACACCCACACACAUACUUGUCGCCGCAGUAGAGUCGAGAGAUCAACGAAAAGCGCUCUCUCUCUCUCUCUCUCUCUAAAACCUCCCUUGCGAGACUCUUCAAUGGCUGAACCACACCGCCGAAGAUGAAAAUCCCCUCCGAAACCCUAGACCUGGUUCGAGAUUCAGAUCUUCGGACUAAGUCUCAGAAGCCGCCGCGCCGGAAAUCGAGGAGCCCGGCCGGAGUGAGGCUGAAAAGGGUCGGAGGACCGGCGGGGAGGCGGAGCAGGCCCGAGACGCCGGAGAAGUUUCACAGCGGAGACAAAUGCAGGAGUGGUGAUGGCAAGGAGGAGAGGCUGUGGCCGGAGGCCGGUCGGAAGCUUUCUUCGAGAGAGCUUGCGGCGGUACUGUGGAGGUUACGUUUGCCGGAGGUAGCCGGAUCCGGUGGCGAGCGGUCUAGUCUGCCCAAGAACGGUCGGUUAGGGCUUCAGUAUGGAGCCAGUCAUACUGUGGUGCCGUUUCUCGGUCAUCAGACUCAUCACAAUAGGAGGGCGCAUAAUUCUGGGGGAAAGGAUCUGAUGCAGAGUCCCCGUUCAAUCUCUGGUCCAAGAAAUGGGUACAUGUACAAGUUCGAACCUCUACUUCGAUUUUCCAACCCUGCUAUGGAGGGGGCGACAAAAUGGGACACUAUGUGCUUGAAAACAGCAGACGAGGUACAACUAAUUUCUGACCGCUCAAAACAUCUUGACCGAGAAGCAAAUGCCGUCUCAGCAAUAUCUGCACUCAAGGUAGAACUUAAACAAGCUAAAACUCGUAUCCAUGAGCUCGAGACAGAGAGACAGUCCUCAAAAAAGAAACUUGAGCACUUCUUAAAGAAACUCAGUGAGGAAAGGGCCACAUGGCGGAGUAGAGAGCAUGAGAAAAUCCGUGUGAUUAUCGAUGACAUAAAAUCUGACUUGAACCGGGAGAGGAAAAAUCGUCAGAGGUUGGAAAUGGUAAAUUCCAAGAUGGUCAAUGAGCUUGCUGAUGUCAAGUUACUGUCGAAGCGAUAUAUGCAGGAGUAUGAGAAAGAGAAGAAGGCUAGGGAGUUAAUAGAGGAAGUAUGCGAUGAGCUUGCCAAGGAAAUUGGAGAAGACAAGACUGAAGUAGAAGACUUGAAGAGGGAAUCCAUGAAACUCCGUGAGGAAGUGGACGAAGAGAGGAAAAUGUUGCAGAUGGCUGAGGUGUGGCGUGAAGAACGGGUUCAGAUGAAGCUGGUUGACGCGAAGGUGAUGGUUGCAGAGAAGUAUUCACAGAUGAACAAGUUAGUAGCAGAUUUAGAGACUUUUUUAAGUUUGAGAAAUGAAAUCCCAGAUGGGGAGGAAACCAGAAAAGCAGAAUUCCUUCGAAAGGCUGCUGCUGCAGUAAAUAUCCAAGGAAUCAAGGAAUUUGCGUACGAGCCUCCGAACCCAAAUGAGAUUUUCUCUGUUUUUGAAGAUGUCAAUUGCCGUGAGGCCAAUGAGAGGAGGGAGGUCGGAGAUUGCAGUGGAUCCAGUCAUGUCAGUUGUACAUCCGGGGUUCGUACUAUGAGUCGUGAAGCUAACAUGUUUAAUGAAGACCGUCUGCUGAGACCUUCAAAUUCAUGUUUUGAAGAGAGUGGUGACAUGGAAGAAGAUGACAGUGGGUGGGAAACUGUGAGCCAUGUAGAUGAUCAGGGUUCAAGUUCUUCACCUGAGGGGAGUAACCCAUCCGUCAACAAGAUUGGAUGGGAAGAUAAUGCAUGUGAAUAUACACAAAUAGCAGAAAUUCGUGAAGUUACUGAAUUUGCAAUGAGAAAUUCGAAGACGGUGCCAUUUGCAUCUCGGAUUUUGAAAUCAUGCCCAAAUAGUGGUGAUAACUGCAAGAUAAUUGCAGGGGAAGGGAUGAUGAAUGGAAGGAUCUCCAAUGGCAGCAGGCUUUCAAGUGGGGCCAGCAUUUCUCCGGAUAGAGGUUCAGGUAAAGGCACGGUUAGUCCCCAGGAUUUGGCGGGGCAAUGGAGCUCACCUGAAUUGGGGAAUCCACAAAUAACUCAAGGGCUGAAAGGGCCCAUUGAAUGGCCGCGUGGGGUGCAGAAGAGUAGUUUGAAAGCUAAGCUUUUGGAAGCCAGGAUCGAGAGUCAGAAGAUGCAAUUGCGUCAAGUUCUUAAGCAGAAGGGUUAGCCAUGCCGAGUACGAAAUCAGCUGGAAAUGGGUUAUUUUCUUUUACAACCGGCCAAGGUUUCCCGCAUUCUCUCCCGUAAGAGCUUCCAUCUUGCUGCUUCGGAUUUAUCAUCUUUGUCGAACAGGCCACGAGUUGUACUCAAAUGUGAUGUAUCAUGCAUUUUUUUUUUGCUUUGUUAGGGUUUAGCAUCCCCAUAGUAAGUGAUGCAUAAAGCAGCUUAUGCUAAUUGUACCUUCCUAUUGAUCAAAAUCUGGCACAGCCAAUGAAAAAAGAAAUGUUAGUCUAGAAA